Messenger RNA from Pedinophyceae sp. YPF-701, 1521 nucleotides. NCBI's taxonomy places the organism in Eukaryota, Viridiplantae, Chlorophyta, Pedinophyceae. The record is from the annotation of a GenBank genome assembly.
AUGGAUCACGCGUGCGCGGGACGGUAUGUGGCGCGCGCAGCCCGCAAGGCGUCGCGCACAGCAUGUCCUGCUUCUACUGGUAGCCCGCACCGCGUCGGCCCGGGCCUGCAUCGCCACCGGCCGCUCGUGGGCGCUCGAGGCCGUGCCCAGCGGCAUGCAGCGCGCGACGCUGGCGCCGGUGCUGGAGAAUGGGGGCGCUGCCGUGCCCGAGGCGAAUACGCUAGACUGGCUCGAGCGAACGCGGCGCUGUCGAGCGCGGAAGGAGGAGCGGACGGCAAGGACCUCGCGCCGGGGCUGUCGCGCAUCGUCAUACCCACGGCGCUCGCCCUCAUGCUCUGCAACAUGGACCGCAUCUGCAUGUCCGUCGCCAUCCUACCCCUCUCCACCGCCAUGGGAUGGGCGCCGUCAGUCCAAGGCGUCGUCCAGUCGGCGUUUCUGUGGGGGUACACUGCCACGCAACUCAUCGGCGGAGCGCUCGCGGACCGUUUCGGCGGGAAGGCCGUCCUGGCCGCGGGCGUCGCGUGGUUCUCCGCGGCGUCGCUCCUCCUGCCCGCCGCGCUGUCGGCCCCGGUCGCAGCGGCCGGGCUCAGCCUCCCCGCCGUGCUCGCCGCGCGCGCCGCCGUCGGGCUGGGCGAGGGCGUGGUGCUGCCGUCGAUGAACGCGCUCGUCGCGCGCCUCGUCGCGCCGUCGCGCCGCGCGACCGCGCUCGGGGCCUGCUUCGGCGGGUUCCAUUCAGGCAACCUGGUCGGACUGGUGCUGUCGCCUUUGAUCUUGCAAACGCUCGGGUGGCAGUGGCUGUUCUUGAUCUUCGGGCUCCUCGGCGCGCCGCUGCUGCUCAUGUGGCAGAAGGUCGUCCCGGAGGUGCCGCGCGCCGAGGCGCCCGGCGGCGGCGCGGGCGCCGCACAGCCGUCGUUGGCGCAGCUGUUGCGCAGCCCAGCGGUGUGGGCGAUCGCGGCGGCCAACACCGUCAACCACUGGGGAUACUUCUUCUACCUGAACUGGAUGCCGACGUACUUCACGCGCGCGCUGGGGCUCGACAUGGGCGCGUCGUCGUUCGCGUCGUUCGUGGCCUGGCUGGCCAUGGCGGUGGGGUCGUCGCUGUCGGGCGUGAUCGCGGACGGCAUGGUCAGGCGCGGCACGCCGACGCUCGCCGUGCGGAGGAUCCUGCAGUCGCUGUCGUUCCUCGCCCCGGCCGCGACGCUGACCGUGAUCGCUGCGGCGGGGACGUCGCUGACGCCGUUCGCCGCGACGGCGCUGCUGACGGCGGUGCUGAGCCUCAAGAGCCUCGGGCAGGCAGGCUUCGUCGCGAACAUGAGCGACAUCGCGCCGACUGCGGCGGGCAAGGUGUUCGGCGUCUGCAACACCCUCGGGUGCCUGUCGGGCACCGCCAGCGCCGUGGUGACCGGCGUCGUCGUCGAGAAGACGGGCUCGUUCUCCCCCAUCUUCCAGGCCACGGCCGCCCUGUACCUCGUCGGAACGCUCGUCUUCUGCCUCUUCAGCUCCGCAGACCGCGAAUUCUAG